Debaryomyces hansenii CBS767 is the source of this 234-nucleotide messenger RNA. Its product is annotated as DEHA2D02750p. The record is from RefSeq and is a predicted model, not a curated record. NCBI's taxonomy places the organism in Eukaryota, Fungi, Ascomycota, Pichiomycetes, Serinales, Debaryomycetaceae. The coding region runs from base 1 to 234 and encodes 77 amino acids. The transcript has a single exon.
AUGUUACAUAUAUUGAAAACUAAUGUACAUACAGUAACUACAGUCUGCGACGUUCAUUUGAAGGAUAGAUUUGACAAAUAUUUUGACUAUAUUUUGGACGAUAACUACGAUUCUUUUGUUGUGUACGCUAAACGUGAUAAUGUAAUUACUAACUACUUCUAUGUCCAUUUAACAAGAACUCAUAUUUGGGAAAGCAGUUUUCGAAAGUGUCAUCCAUCAAUUAGAAGCUGGUAA